GGAUCAGAAUCCUCGGUCACCUUUACGCACGCCCACUUGGCUUCCGGCUCAUCAGGAAAACCCAAAAAAAAAAGAGAAAAAAUGGCGGAAAACGCCGACGGCGUCGCCGGAGCCGCCAAGCCGGCCAUGAUAUCGCCUGAGGAAGCUCUUCGGACAGUCCUCGGUGCCGCGCGGCGGCUGCCGCCGGUCACCGUGCCUCUCCACGACGCUCUCGGCAAGGUCCUCGCCGAGGACAUCCGAGCUCCGGAUCCUCUGCCUCCCUAUCCGGCUUCGGUCAAGGAUGGUUAUGCCGUAGUUGCUUCAGAUGGGCCUGGUGAGUAUCCUGUAAUUACUGAAUCAAGAGCUGGAAAUGAUGGAGUUGGAGUUACCGUGACUCAAGGAACUGUUGCUUAUGUAACAACUGGAGGACCUAUACCAGAUGGAGCUGAUGCAGUUGUUCAAGUUGAGGACACUGAAUUAGUGAAAGGUUCCCUGACUGACCAAAAGCGAGUGAAAAUAUUGGUACAAACUAGCAAAGGUGUUGAGAUUCGUCCAGUGGGAUAUGAUAUCGAGAGAGAUUCCGUAGUACUUACAGCUGGAGAAAGGAUAGGUCCUUCGGAAGUUGGUCUACUUGCUACAGUUGGAGUUACCAAUGUUAAAGUUUAUCCUUACCCAACAGUUGCCGUCCUUUCUACUGGAGAUGAACUUGUGGAUUCGAGGACUAAGUGUCUGAAUCAGGGCCAGAUUCGCGAUUCCAAUCGAGCAACGUUAUUAGCUGCUGCUAUGCAACAGCAGUGCAAAGUUCUUGAUCUUGGCAUUGCUCGAGAUGAUGAAGAAGAAAUUGAAAGGAUCAUCCAAAGUGCCUUCUCUUCUGGGAUUGAUAUUUUGCUGACUUCUGGCGGUGUUUCCAUGGGAGACAAAGACUUUGUCAAGCCUUUGCUGGAAAAGCGGGGCAAAGUAUUUUUCAGUAAGGUUUGCAUGAAACCUGGGAAACCGCUAACAUUUGCAGAAAUUACUGCAAAUACUGCUGAAAGUAGGACAUCAAAUAGAAUUCUUGCAUUUGGACUACCUGGAAAUCCAGUUAGCUGUAUAGUCUGUUUUAAUCUCUUUGUAGUUCCAGCAAUACGAUAUCUUGCUGGAUGGGCUAACCCGGAUCUUCUGAGAGUACAAGCACGUCUUAAGCAGUCCAUAAAGACAGAUCCAGUCCGGAUCGAGUAUCAUCGUGCCAUCAUCAGUUGGUUGGCGAAUGAUGGAUCCGGCACUCCUGGUUUUGUCGCCGAGAGUACUGGCCAUCAAGUGAGCAGCCGCCUUCUCAGCAUGAAGUCUGCAAAUGCAUUGUUAGUGCUUCCUGCAACAGGCUCUGCCAUACCUGCUGGAACCUUAGUCCCAGCUAUUGCAAUAUCCAAUUUGAGUGUUAGCAGUCCUAGCAAGAGUUCCUUAUUGCCAGAUUCAGUUUCUGUGGUGCAAGUAACUUCAUCUCACGAUACUGUUGCUAAUGGACAUCAAGAGGCUGCAUACAGGGUUGCAAUUUUGACUGUGAGUGACACUGUUGCAUCAAGAGCUGGGCCUGAUCGGAGUGGUCCAAGGGCUGUUACAGUCGUUAAUUCUUCGUCAGAAAGGUUAGGAGGGGCUAGAGUAGCUGCAACUGCCAUGGUCCCAGAUGAAGUGGCGAAAAUUAAGGAUAUUCUGCAGAGAUGGGCUGAUGUCGAUAAGAUGGAUCUGAUUCUCACUCUUGGUGGCACUGGCUUCACUCCUAGGGAUGUAACUCCUGAAGCAACAAAGGAGUUGAUAGAAAAAGAAACCCCGGGUUUACUCUAUGUAAUGAUGCAGGAAAGUUUGAAGGUGACACCUUUUGCCAUGCUCUCCCGUGCUGCUGCUGGAAUAAGAGGCUCUUCAUUGAUCAUUAACAUGCCCGGCAAUCCAAAUGCUGUCGCUGAAUGCAUGGAGGCUUUGUUGCCCGCCCUCAAGCACGCGUUGAAGCAAAUAAAGGGAGACAAGAGAGAGAAGCAUCCUCGCCAUGUCCCUCAUGCUCAAGCGGCACCCGCGGACACUUGGGAACGUAGUUAUAAGUCGGCCUCGGGCGGCGAAACGGAACGCGGCUGUUCGUGUUGACGAUAUUCGAGGGGAAGUGUCAUUCUUGUAAAUUAUUACCAGUAUCUGUCUCGUGUCUACUGAGAGGCAAAUGGUAGCUACCUUGAGAAUUGUCAUGCUUAUGGCCUCUGUAGCGAACAAUUUCUAUGAUACUAGGAUGGUCAGUGGUCAGGUUCUCAGUAAUAAGUCGUCUAAUGAACACUUGCUUAUACACUGUUAUAUACUUCGAAUAAGAGGAACAAAA
Syzygium oleosum is the source of this 2314-nucleotide messenger RNA. Its product is annotated as molybdopterin biosynthesis protein CNX1. Bases 82 to 2091 code for a protein of 669 amino acids. Gene Ontology annotation, molecular function: molybdopterin molybdotransferase activity. The transcript has 13 exons. Gene Ontology annotation, biological process: Mo-molybdopterin cofactor biosynthetic process; molybdenum incorporation into molybdenum-molybdopterin complex. Lineage: Eukaryota; Viridiplantae; Streptophyta; Magnoliopsida; Myrtales; Myrtaceae. The record is from RefSeq and is a predicted model, not a curated record. Gene Ontology annotation, cellular component: cytosol; cytoplasm.